UCGACAUUCGCAUUGCAGUCGACCAAGCAAUUUCCAACAGUGCUCAAGAUGAAACGCACGCGAAUCUCGUACGUGCAGUGAAAAAACCUUGAAAAGCUAGUGAAAAUGUGCUGAAACUUUCAGAAAAGCAGCGCAUUUUGUUCCCCAGCAAAGCUCCAAUUCGUGGAAAAUUUCAUCGAGCAACGCUAGCAGCUGUUCCCGAGAGUAAACACAACCUUCGGCGGCAGCUGAAGCAGAAGCAACUUCAUCGAAGCAAUAAAAAAAGAAGAAGAUUAGUGUGAGUGAGUGCGAGAGAGUGUGUUAAGUUCGUGGCUGGAGCGCGCGCAGAGCUCAGUGUGCGUUCAGUUCCGUCCGCGCGGCCACACAGGUGGGAGCAGUUUUAGUGAGUCGUCGUCGGAAAAGAGUGCGGUAGUGUGCAAUCAUGGCGGCUGCCACCCUGGACCAGGCUGCCGUGGAUAAGCGGGCCCGGGAAAUCGAGACCGAGUAUCUGUCCAGCUUGGCGGAUCUGAACGUCAACAGCAAGCCGCUCAUCAACAUGCUGACCAUCCUGGCCGAGGAGAACCUCGACUACGCCCCGAUCAUCGUGAACGCCGUCGAGAAGCAUCUGUCCCAGGUUCAGCCGGAGGUCAAGCUACCGAUCCUGUACCUCAUCGAUUCGAUCGUCAAGAACGUCGGCAAGCAGUACCAGUCGCUGUUCAGUCAGGUCAUCGUAAGCACCUUCUGCGGGGUGUUUGAAACGGUGAACGAGCGGGUCCGCGAGAAGAUGUUCAGUCUGCGCCAGACGUGGAACGAGGUGUUCCCUCAGUCCAAGCUGUACGCGCUGGACAUCAAGAUCAACUCGAUCGACCCGGGUUGGCCAAUUACGGCGCAGCUGAAGCCCAAGUCGCCGGCCAUCCACGUGAACCCGAUGUUUCUCAAGAACAAGGUUCCCGAGCCAAACCUGGACAUGCAACAGCAGCUUCGCGACAAGCAGCGCGAGCUGUUGGAACUACAGGCCCGAAAGCUCGAGCUGGAACUGAUUGCCACAAAGAAGCGCAUCGAAGAGCAAGAGAAGCAACUGGUGCUGCAAACGGCAAGCGUUUCCAAAGAGCCGACUUCAGAGCUCAAACGACCGGCGAGUGCGGUUGUUCAACCUGCCGCCACAGUUCCUAACCCCCGUGGUCGUAUUUUGCCUCCGAACCAGGGAAUGAUCAACCUGGUCAAAUCGCGUGACCCCCGUUUAGCGCGUCGCAACGCUGCCCUUGGUGCGCCAUCGGCGGCCACUGCCGGAGUCAGCUCGACCGUCGUCGCUGGCGUACAGAUCCCUGCCCAGCCGGACAGCGGACGCCUCGGUCGCAUACCGAAACGGGUCGAUCCACGGCUCAAGGCCCAGCAAGCAGACGCCGAUCGGAAGAAGGUAACCAGUACAACCACCAGCGGUGGCCCCUCGCUGAAAUCGCGGGCCGAGUACGACCCCACAAAGAAGCGAGACCGGAAGGAUGACACCAGACUCGGAAAGACCAGCUCGCUCAAGUCGUCUUCGUCCGAGAAUAAGAAAAAGUCCUCCUCCGAGUCGUCUCCUUCGAAGAGUCCGUCUUCCAAGAAAAAGUCAUCUUCGGCUGAAAAGUCGCCGUCGCGUAACGAAAAAAGUUCGCCCAAGUCACGCGAAAGCAGCAGCAGCAAGCACAACAAGAUCUCCAGCAGUAGCAGCAGCGAAAGCAUCAAAAGUGCCAUCCGCCGUCCCCGGGAAUCGUCCAAGAGUCCCAACCGUAACGCAUCACCGGCGGCCAACUUCGAAAGCCUGGUGGUGCCGAUCACCAACGAGUCGAAAGAUGUCGAUCUCCGCGUGCUGAUGCCGGAGAAGAAGCUGAAGCUAGACCACCAUCAACAGGCAAACUUAGUUAUGAAACCCGUGGCCGGCGAUCAAAAGAAAGUGUUGGGUGAGCCGGCGCUAGACGCGAAGCCGACGAUGGUCACGCAGGACAUCGAUCUGCGUGUUCCGCCACCGGCGCUGCUCAAAGAUGUGGUCGUCGUCGCAGUUCCCGACAGCGUUUCGCCCGGCAUAUCAACGUCGGCCGUCGCCGAGUCCCUCGGUGGUAGCUCCGGUAGUAUAGUUGAACCUACCUCGUCCACGACGGUCGAUUCCCUGAGCGGUGGCGGCGCCACCUCCACCAUCAAAAAGCGACCUAGCAAUCACAAGUACGAGGAACAACCGGCCAGCAAGAAGAGCAAGUCGGAGAAAAUCGACGUGUUGUUUGGCGCCGAGGAUGUGGAUCUGCGCAAGCUAGCUGGUCCGUUGAAUCCGGAGUCCAUUUUGCCGCCACCGCCGCCGAUCAUUUCCACGGAACCGACGAACGUCGUCGCUGCAGCGGUCGUCGAGUUGAGUGAAUCUCCUGAGCGGCAGCUGCCUUCUUCGAAGGCCGCGCUGGAAGCGGUUCGAGCGAAGAUCGCCGAAGCGGCCAAGAACAAGGAUCGCGACAAGCUUGGUCGGCCACUGCUGUACAACAAGCUACCGGAUGAUCCCGCAGAACGUCGACGCUCCAUCAAUCAACCGAAGCCGAUGGAUGUGGACCUGCGGCAGCAGCAGCAACAACAGCAGCAGCAGCAGCUUCAGGACGAGGACAACUCCCAGGACGGCAUGAACGCCAACAUUAAAACCAUCAUCGCCCAGGCCCAGGAGCAGAUGGAAAAGGGCGAGAUAACCCCAGAGCAGUACAACAUCCUGAUGAAGCAGGUCAUUCAGCUGAACGAAACGCAAAAGAUUCGCCAAGCCCAGCGUAUGGAACUGAUGAAGCGUUCGCAGCAAGUGGGCGUUCCACAGCAGGAACCGGACGAAGUCAUCCGGAUUGACGACGAAAAAGCGCGCAGUCCUUUGCCGGUAGCGGAAGAGUCGACGGUGCCACCACCACCGCAAGCGGUGGUGAACGACUUCCGUGGCAAGGUUGCCCCACUGGAGGGGCCAAACUUUGCCAAUUCAACGGCGGCCGAUUUGAGGCAGCGAGAUCCACGUCGUCCGAGAGAUGCUCGUUUCAAUCCGCAACCGGUGGUGCAACCCGCACCGGCCUGGCCAAAUCGUCCAGUUCAAAGCGUACCGGCACCGUCCGGUUUGAUCAUCAACCAUCGGCCGCCAGCUCCGAUGCUGAACCCGUGGGAAAAGGCGCCGUUUUCGAGGAUCGACCAGAACAUGAUUCCUCCGCCACCGAUCCGGCCGCACUAUCCGCCGCCCAUAGGCAUGAACAACAUCGUGGGUGGUCCGAUGCAGACAAUGCUGAUGCCGGGCGUGGCCAAGCUGAACGACAGCGUUCGUACGAUCAACAUCGACGGUAUCCAGAGGGAGAUCCGGUUCUACGACGACAUUGCGGUCAUUUUCAUGAGCUGGGAUGAACCGAAAGAGAUCGGUUUUCAGAAGGGGUCUCGGAUGGUCGUUGUCGAUGAUCGCGACUCGUUCGAGCUGAGCUUCAACGAAUGCUACAAGUCCAUCACGAUCGAGGGUAAAGUUUACCAGAUGAAGCUGGGUGCGCCAACGCGUGAGCUGUACAUCGACAACAGCUGGUACGAGUGCUACUUUGGGGAUCCCCCGUCGAACAUCACCCUGGACGGCAUUACGCGCGUCUUUAAGAUCAGCGGACCUGCCCCGCAGGUCAAGAUUGGAAACAGUCGCAACGAUCUCGUGGCUGGCAAAAUCAACAUGAUCGUCAAUGCGGAAACGAUCAUUCCCGUGUUCCUGGACUCGCAGGUGCAAAUGUUUGAAAUACAGGGCACGAUCCACAAGCUGCAGUUUGCAGACUUUCUGUUGACGGUCAUCUUGGACGAUCAUCCGUAUCCUGUUGAGUUCGGUGGGCUGCCAAAAGUGUUCAAACUACGCGGCAAGGAUUUCUACAUCCGAUUCACCGCAAUCCCGAAGCUGGUUGUGGCCGGCCGGGUGUACAUCAGGGACAUGAUCCGAACGCCACUACAUCGUGACCUGCGGACGCCACCCCGCGACCAAAGUAUGCUGCCACCGUUUAUGCCUCAACUCAGCAACGUGAUGCCGUCCAUGUCGGGUCCACCAAAUCAUUUGUUCCCUGCCAUCCAACAACAAGCGCCACUGAUAGUUCCACCGAUGGUCACCGGGCUGGACUAUUUGACGAACCUUAUGCCGCAUUCGAUCCCCGCAGCCAACGUGUCCAACAACUUGACCGGCUACCAGAUUCAAUCCGAGGAUAAACCAGCAGCAGCACCAAUCAUGACAACACCGGCCAUAGCUGCGCCUCCAGCGACCAACUCCACCGCAAUCCCAAUCCUGCAAAACAUCAACAUCGACGAGCUGUACAAGAAAAUCGUGGCUGCCGGAAUUCUCUCCAAGAGCAACAGCGCUCCGGCCAGCACCUCGACGUCCGCCACUUCGGUCGCCAGCAAGCUGGACAAGGCCCUCGAAGAAGAGCUGGAGGAAAUCGAACCGGUGUUCCUGAACAAAGCCGACCAGCUCAAGAAGCGCCAAUCGGCCAUCGUUUCACAGCUGUUUUGUGGAAUGCAGUGCAGCAGUUGCGGCGUCCGGUUCCCGCCGGAACAAACCAUGAAGUACAGCCAGCAUCUGGAUUGGCACUUCCGGCAGAACCGUCGCGAUCGUGACUCCGCCCGGAAGGCACACUCGCGCAAGUGGUACUACGACGUGUCCGAUUGGAUCCAGUACGAGGAGAUCGAAGACCUGGAGGAGCGCGAGAAGAACUGGUUCGAGACGCAACAAACCGAGCAGACCGAGUUCAACGGCGAUGGCGAUACGGGUGGGCGCAACGUGGAGUCUCCCGUGCCGAGCUGUCCGGCUGGCUCGGACGAGGCGGACAAGCGGUGCCACAUGUGCCACGACGAGUUUGAGCAGUUCUACUGCGAAGACACCGAAGAAUGGCACCUGCGGAAUGCUACUAGGGUGGAGGAGAACACGUACCAUCCGUUGUGCUACGAGGACUACAAGGCAUCGCUGACGCUCGACGAGACCGCCAUGAACGCCACCACCGACGAUGCGGACAAGAGCAAGAUCGAUGACGACGUCGAGGAGGUGAAGAUCAAGCAAGAGGUGAUCAGCGAUGCUGACGACACCGCCAGGGAAAUCAUCAUGGACGACGAUGACGACGUCAUUGUGUUGCCUCCGUCGAAGGAAGUCGUGACCGAAAUUCCCGACGACGACGACAUUGAGACGCUGGACUCGCACUCAACGGGCGAGGACGGCCGAACGCAAUCGGCUGCGGGCGGUGAAGACGGUGCCAGCAAAUCGGCGGAACCGCAGAUAAUCGAGACGCGCAUCGAUGACGACCUUGCCAUACAGGAGCCCACGAUAGAGAACAUUACCGUGAACGAUCUGGACGAAAGCGAAGAGUUCCGCAGCGGUGGUCCCGACGAGAGCUCCCAAACUAGUCAACCGAUCAAGGUGAAGGAGGAACCGAAGGAUGACGAUGAGAUCGACGAAGAGGACGCCCAGUUUGAGGACGUGGGUACGCUCGAGCAGUCGGUUAUGGUGGAAGAUGUUUCCAAAGACACAGACACCGUUGACGUGGAAGCGGUUCCGUCGCCAACGCCAGCACUGGAGAGCACCAGCCAGAGUCAGCUGAAGCCAUCGCUCGACGGAAACAUCGAGCUGCAGGACGCACCCGCGACCAGUAUCAUUACGAACCGCAUCAAAAUCAAUAUCACAAAGGCAAAAACCACAAACACCUCAGCCUCAGCAGCCACUAGCAAUAGCGUAAGUUCUCACGGAGGUGGUUCUAGCAUUGCGGUUCUGGUCAGCGGUGGAGGCGGCGGCGGCAACAACAACUACAUCGACAGUAACUGCGAUGACCUGCUGUACUCGAACCUGGACGACGUGCACGGCGGCGGUGACAACAGCCAGAACAGCAGCAACCAGUUGAUAAUGAUGAUGCAUGAAGAAGACCUAGAAGAAUCUAAUAAAGGCCCGGUCACGGCGACCGAAGAAGAACCGACUGAUCUUGCGUAUGAUUUGAAGCCGAGUCUGCACGGUAUUGAAUUCAUCCGGCAGCCUCGCGUCGAGAACGGAUUGGAACAAUCCGGGCUCUGCUCUAUAAUGUAAGAAAGUACGUUCAACUAAACAAACCAUGAAUUGAAUGAGUGUGCGCGAGAAGCGACAGAGUGAAGAAUCGAAGAAUGAUGUGAAGAAAAACAACAAAAACAAAAAAAUGUGAUACAAUCCCUGGUUCCAGCCGGCCCCUGGAAUGGUCCCCCCAACUAAGAGUCGGAGGGAAUCGUGCGCGCUCGCUCGGGAAAGGGAUAACCUUUUUUUUUAAGCAAACUAGAAAAAUAAUUACAACAUCCCCCCAUCAUCCCUUUUAGCAGUUAAGUUAGUUGUGUACUUUGAGUCAUUUCAGUUUUCGAGGAAAAUGUCCAACUACAAAGAAACAAAAACCAAGCAUCACACGAGUUUUUUAAUUGAAUUGAAUUGAACACCUAGUCUUAAGUUUUGUAGUAGUUUUGAAGAAACAUGAGUGGAAAUAAAAUUUAACCAUUGUCCCCUUCCUCCUCAGAACUGCGCGGAAUAAAUGUGGGUGCAAAAAUACUUCGAUGCAAUAAAUAUACCACCUGGAAUUAAUUUCGCUUUCGGUAAUUUGUAAACAAAGAAAGAAAAUGAACUUGAUUUUGGUUUCGCUAGGGAAGUAUGGUUUUGUACAUAUUAUUUAGUCAAAUAUUAGCUUUUUUUAGUUGCCCUUAGUUGUUGUUACCUUAUUUCAUAAUUUAACUUUUGAUUUGAAACAUUUUUCAACGACGAAAUACGUGCAAAAUAUAAGGAUUGAUGGUAAGAAAUCGACGCUUUUAUAUUUUUUUUUGUAUAAAAUUUGAAAAUAAAUAAAAAACUUUGAAACAAUAACUGUUGAAAGUUUCUUUUCUGGAAAAGAUAUGGUAAAUGUGUAAUUUGAAAAGUGUAAUAAAUUUCGAAAUAAAAUAAAUUCAUGAUAAAACAAAAAUAACUAAGUGAGUUCAUAUGUAUCGCAUUUUACACGCAUAACAAAAUAAAAAUAAUCUAUAAGAACACGUGUAUUUUCAAUGGGUUGAUAGUUAAUAAAGAGUUAAAGAUAUUAGUGCAUGCAAAAAAUAA
Molecule: messenger RNA, 7060 nt
Organism: Culex pipiens pallens (northern house mosquito)
Lineage: Eukaryota; Metazoa; Arthropoda; Insecta; Diptera; Culicidae
Gene: Pcf11
Exons: 11
Coding region: 422-6040 (1872 amino acids)
Biological process (GO): termination of RNA polymerase II transcription
Cellular component (GO): cytoplasm; mRNA cleavage factor complex
Molecular function (GO): RNA polymerase II complex binding; mRNA binding; phosphatidylinositol binding
Source: RefSeq, a predicted model, not a curated record